Messenger RNA from Pelecanus crispus (Dalmatian pelican), 1747 nucleotides. NCBI's taxonomy places the organism in Eukaryota, Metazoa, Chordata, Aves, Pelecaniformes, Pelecanidae. The record is from RefSeq and is a predicted model, not a curated record.
AUGUAUUUUUUAGCUUCUGAAACAGAGUUAAUUUCUGGUGGAUCUGAUAAACAACUCAUUCUUUGGGAAUGGAAUGGAACAGGAACGUGGAAUAAUCCGCUUGUCAAAAGCAUUCCUCUCAAAGGCCAUACUGAAGCUGUUUGUGCUGUGGAUGCUGUCUACCAGUCAGAUGAACCUGAUUUAAAUCUGCUGAUAGCUUCUGCAGCUUCUGACUCUACUGUGAGAAUCUGGUCUCGGCAUGGUUCAGAAGCUAAAUGCAUUGAAAUUCUGCAGUUUGGAAAUGGAUUUGUUAUGGAUGUCUGCUUAUCCUUCUUGCCUGGCAGUAAUGUACCAAUACUGGCUUGUGGUGGUGAUGACUGCAAAAUAAGUUUGUUUAUACAGCACAAUGGUCAGUUUCAGAAAACGUUAAUACUCCCUGGCCAUGAAGAUUGGAUAAGAGGCGUUGAAUGGGCAGUCUGUGGUGAAGACCUUUUCUUAGCAAGCUGUGCUCAGGAUUGUUUGAUAAGAAUUUGGAAAGUGUGUACAAAAUCAAAGCAACUUCCAGAAACUGAAGAUGAUUCCAUAAGACUGAAAGAGAAUGUUUUUACUGUCAAAGAUACUGACACAACAUACGCAAUCACUUUGGAGUCGGUGUUGGCUGGUCAUGAAAACUGGGUGUAUGCAGUUCACUGGCAACCUUCAUUUUCCAAAGAUGGCAGCAUGCAACAACCAAUGAGGAUAUUGUCUGCAUCAAUGGACAAAACUGUGAUCAUCUGGGAACCUGAUAAGGAGUCUGGAGUGUGGCUAGAACAGGUGCGGGUAGGUGAAGUGGGUGGCAAUACCCUUGGAUUUUUUGACUGCCAGUUUAGUCCAGAUGGUUCAAUGAUCAUUGCUCAUGCUUUUCAUGGAGCACUACACCUUUGGAAACAGGCUACAGUUAAUAAGAAAGAAUGGACUCCAGAAGUUGUGAUUUCAGGACAUUUUAACAGUGUAGAAGAUGUCAAGUGGGAUCCAGAAGGAGAGUUUAUCAUCAGUGUUGGUUCUGAUCAAACUACUAGACUCUUCGCUCCAUGGAAAAGAAAACAAGAGACAGAGGUAACCUGGCAUGAAAUUGCAAGGCCUCAAGUACAUGGAUACGACAUGCGUUGUCUGGCAAUGAUUGGCCGGUUUCAGUUUGUAUCGGGAGCAGAUGAAAAAGUGCUUCGAGUUUUUCGUGCUCCCAAGAAUUUCAUAGAAAAUUUCAGUAACAUCACUGGUAUUCCAAUGGAGAAGCUGUACUCCCAUCAAUCAUCUGAUCUUCCAGAAGGUGCAACUGUGCCAGCUUUGGGAUUAUCCAAUAAAGCUGUUUUUGAAGGAGAUAUGGAUGUUCAACCAGCUGAGGAUGAAGAAACAUUUAAUACCAUUUCAAAUCAGUAUCCUGAGAUUUAUUUUCAGCCCUUGAUCCUUACAGAACCUCCCCCAGAGGAUCACUUGCUGCAGAAUACCUUGUGGCCUGAAAUUCAGAAGUUAUAUGGACAUGGAUAUGAAAUUUUUUGUGUUGCUUGCAAUAAUUCAAACACUGUAAUUGCCUCAGCAUGUAAGGCUUCCAAAAAAGAACAUGCAGCAAUUAUUUUGUGGAGCACUACUUCUUGGAAGAAACUGCAGAGUUUGUCAUUUCACAAUCUGACUGUUACUCAGCUGGCAUUUUCUCCUAAUGACAAAUUUUUAUUAGCAGUUUCUAGAGACAGGAAUUGGUCACUGUGGAGGAAACAAGACUCAUUAGAGUCAG